AAUAUAUUUGAGUUGCUCUUUGAAGACAUAGAUGAGACUGCAACCUUCCAGUAUUUCAAAAGCUUCCGAAGAGUACGUGUAAACUUUGCAACUCCCACACAAGCAGCUGCAGCACGUAUCAAACUCCAUAUGACAGAGUUCCAGGGGGAAGUUAUAAAAUGCUACUUCACUCAGCCUAUUGUCCUUGGGAGCAGUCGAGAUGGGCCGCACUUACAACCUCCAAAACGAGAGAAGCAGUUCUUGAUAUCUCCACCUGCAUCUCCACCAGUAGGCUGGGAACCUGUUGAAGAAGCUGAACCUGUUAUCAAUUAUGACCUUAUUGCUGCAGUAGCUAGUCUAGCUCCAGGAGAGAGUCAUGAACUUCAUCCACCAAUGGAAGACAAGCCUGGAAUAAUAGUUCACAUUUGCGAGGAAGCAGACAACCCAGAUGGUCCAAAGCCCCAGAUUAUCCAGACACGUCGGCCACAGUCCUCCACUUAAUGCUCUGUGAAUUGAUAGUGUCAUCUAUUUUAAUUUUUUUGUCACGGAGCAAGCCUUUCUAGGAAUCUUUGGAUGAGAUCAUGAGUAUAUGUGUGUGUUUUUGUGUACAUAUAUAAAUCAAGAUAUGAUGGUAAAAAUGACAUACACAUGAUGUCUGUGUAUGCAUACAGGCACACAUGCAUCUGUCUUAAUCAUAAGAGCCUAAUUUUAUUAAAAACAUUGGAAAGGGAUAGCACAUAGCCACUAGAGUCUUUUUAGCUUAGGCCCACUGGUAUCCCAAAAAAUAAAGUUACUUAUCUAUCUGUCUGUCUAUAUAUAUUUGUUUGUGUAUAUAUAUAUAUGUACACACACACACACACACACACACACACACACACACACACACACACACACACACACACACACACACA
This is a messenger RNA of Penaeus vannamei (Pacific white shrimp), 890 nucleotides long. The record is from RefSeq and is a predicted model, not a curated record. Lineage: Eukaryota; Metazoa; Arthropoda; Malacostraca; Decapoda; Penaeidae.